Molecule: messenger RNA, 345 nt
Organism: Parnassius apollo (apollo)
Lineage: Eukaryota; Metazoa; Arthropoda; Insecta; Lepidoptera; Papilionidae
Source: the annotation of a GenBank genome assembly
AUGGAAUGGAGGAAAGGUUUAGGAACUGUCCCGCCAAGGAAUAUGACGAAACAGUCGAGCGGUAGUGCAAGCGCAGUCUCGCUCGAGAGAACUGCUCCACCCGAAGGUGUUAUGCCAGAGCCCAACCGUUUGGCACCGUUAGGUGGUCGGGAUGUAUGCUGUGCUCGCCGCCCAGUUGCCGGUGACGCCUCGUCCAAGCGCCCUCCUCCGGCCGCGAUGCAGUCAGGUGCCCACGCGCACCCUCGCCCGGCAGCAGUAGCGGUGGAUGCUUUUUGCACCCUGAUGACCCGACGGGAAAUGCCGGACACGGUCGUCCGACAGGAAAUGCCAGACACGAUCGUCUGA